AUGGAGGAAACAUGGGUGCCAAAGAGGGCAAGAGAAGAAGCCCAAGUGGAGGAAAAAGACUUGGACUUUGAACAAGACUACUCCUCAAAGAGGCACAAACCCUACACCCACAUCCUUUCUCUGCUUGACUCAGAGGAAGAGGACUCCACACAAGACCUCUCACCUCUCAUCACAACCCUCCAACAAGAAAUCACUUCAGCCUCCAACAACGAUAAUUCCCAAGAUGCCCUUUUGGUGUGCCCAAGUCAAGAAAAUGACCAAGACACCCUCCCAUCAAUCAAUGGCUUAGAGAAUGGAACAACAACAACAUCACAACAAGUGGUGAAGGAAGAGGAGGAGAGUGACAAGGAGAGGGUCAUGAGACACCUACUCCAAGCCUCGGAUGACGAGCUUGGGAUUCCAAAUACUGGGGAUGGGAUAUUUGGGUUUGUUGGAGAACAUGAGCUCAAUAGUGAACAUGGGUUUUCAUCCUUGUGUGACAAGUUGUGGGAGCUUGAAGAUGAGAGAGCUAAUUACUAUGCUUUCUUGCAAUCUGAACUCUUCCUAGGGGGACAUUAG
Messenger RNA from Sphenostylis stenocarpa, 558 nucleotides. The record is from the annotation of a GenBank genome assembly. Lineage: Eukaryota; Viridiplantae; Streptophyta; Magnoliopsida; Fabales; Fabaceae.